AUGUUCUGGUCCAAAGAAAAAGAUUUCAACCCCAAAGACAUGCCCUCUCUUGAAGGAAAAGUCAUCCUCGUCACAGGCGCCACCGCCGGUCUAGGCAAAGAAUCCGUCCUCCAAUUCGCCCAUCACAAUCCCUGGCGCAUCUAUCUCUGCGGCCGAAACCUCCAAAAAGCACAACUCGCCGCACGAGACAUCAAACACGCUGUCCCUUCCGCUUCAAUCAGACUCCUCCAUCUCGAUCUUUCCUCGUUCGCUUCAAUCAAAGAAGCAGCGCGCAUCGUGCUCUCGGAAUCCGAAAGGCUUGAUAUCUUGAUGCUCAAUGCUGGAACUAUGUUUGUUCCUCUUGAUCGUACUGCAGAUGGUUAUGAGGUCCAGUUUGGGACGAAUCAUAUAGGCCAUGCGCUUCUUAGCAAGUUACUUAUCCCGCUGCUCGAGAAAACAACGCGUUUACCUGGCUCAGAAGUGAGAGUUGUGUCUCUUGCAUCUCAUGGACACGUCUAUCUCAACAAAGGCGGGAUUAACUAUGAUACCCUCAAAACUGAUGGAGAGUCAAUUGGUCUUUAUCAGUGCUACUAUCAGAGCAAACUUGCCAACAUCCUCUGGGCGCGACAGUUGGCAAAGAAGUAUCCGCAGUUCACUGUAUCAGCAAUCGAUCCUGGGCUUGUGAACACAGAGUUGUUGGUGAAGGCAACGGGGAUGGUUGGUACUUGUAUGCAGUGGUAA
Messenger RNA from Fusarium tjaetaba, 720 nucleotides. Its product is annotated as alcohol dehydrogenase Bli-4. The record is from RefSeq and is a predicted model, not a curated record. The transcript has a single exon. The coding region runs from base 1 to 720 and encodes 239 amino acids. NCBI's taxonomy places the organism in Eukaryota, Fungi, Ascomycota, Sordariomycetes, Hypocreales, Nectriaceae.